Molecule: messenger RNA, 315 nt
Organism: Cooperia oncophora
Lineage: Eukaryota; Metazoa; Nematoda; Chromadorea; Rhabditida; Trichostrongylidae
Source: the annotation of a GenBank genome assembly
AUGUUAGACACAACUGCCAACGACUCACAAACAGGAGGCGAUCGACGUCAAGAUCCUUUCCCUAAGCGCCAGUCAACGUACUGGCGACGUAAUCCAAAUGCACCAAGCGGCGGAACAAUGGGUGCGACAGCACCAGCUCCUCCACCUACGCUUUACGAUCAGCUUGCUGCAAUGAGUUUGAACACAAGAGCUACGCAAUACGACGAGGAUAGUAGCUAUGGUGGCACAACCACUGAGGACGACUGCAAGUCGAGUGAACAUGGCAGUUCAUCAUCAGCUAUUGAUACGAAUUCGCCCAGCAAUACUUCACUGUAA